AAGGAAAACUAUUCUUUUAGUGAAAGUGAAGUCUUGACAAUCCAGAUUAAAGCAAAAAAGAUGUCGAUGCCUUGUUUGUGUUCCUAGUUUGUCUUUUGAUUUAAACAAAGACGUUUCACUUUGUUUUCACCAAAGGUUUUGGCAAUAGAUUUGGCCUAGACUUUUGGUAAUACUCCACACCUUAGCAAAGUAAACGGCUCAAUUCCCCUAGAUUUUAUUCCUCUAUUUAAAAAUAUUUUAUAAAAUAUUUAAGAAUAAACAAUUUCUUGCAACCCCACAGCCCAUUUUUGCAUUCUUUAAUAAAGCAAGAAAAUAGCUUUGUUUCUUACAGAUGUGAGAAUUCAAUGCACAUAGAUGGAUGCCACAUAAAUUGGUGAGAGGUGUUUCAAAGCUGCAUCGUUUUGGGAGUUGUAACUCCCAACAAUAAAAAAUUGUCGGUUGUGCUGUCUAUAGACAGAGCCCCUUUUCUUAAACAUUAAAUUGAUUUAUUUAAUCUUGGCUUCUCCGCCAUUUUCUUGCAAGUGUAAACUAUAAAGAUACUUAACUUUCAGGUGAUUAGAUUAGAACAUCUUUGUUCAAAUCCCAAGUUAUAUAUAUAUAUGUGCCCAUUUGUUUCUUGCUUUUUCAUGCAUAAAUGCAGCUGCAAAUAACCUUUUAGAUCUCCACAUUUUCUCUUAAGCUUUUUCAUCGAAGCAUCUCUUGUUUGACAAUGCUGUUUUUCCUGGUUUCUUGUGUAUCUUUUGUACUACUUUCUCAGUCAUUUCUCAAGCCAACUCCAACUCCCAAAAUGGAAUCCAGAGUGUGGAGAUUCCCCUUGAUUUUUAGGGAAAUUCUUUUGCUGCUGGCCAAGAAAAGAAAGGCUCUCAUCAAAGUAUUUCAAGCUCCAUCACUCAAGAAAAUGUUGAGCCCUAAAUAUGUGAUUCUUGAGGAGGAUGAGAAGAAACAAGAAAGUUGCAUCUCUCUACUUGAUCUCCCUGAUUUGGUAUUGGACUGCAUUCUUGAGAAACUGUCCCCUGCUGAGCUGUGCAGCAUGGCUGGAGUUUGCUUCUCUUUGAGAGACAAAUGCACAAGUGAUCAUCUGUGGCAGAAGCUCUUGAAACGGAAAUGGGGUGAAGCCAUUGGUCAUGCUGCUUACAGAGAAUGGCAAUCUCAGAUUCCUUCUCUUCAAUUCUUGCAUUUCACUGAAAAAAGAAGCAAAUUCUUGCCCUUCUCAACCCUUUUCAGGUGCAAAUUAGAGAUGAAGGAGAAAAAAAAUACUUCUUUACCGUAUAACUCACUCAUGUCUUGCUAUCUCGCUCUUGAAAGUGGAAAAUUCUGGUUUCCAGCUCAGGUUUUCAACAGAGAGAAUGGGCAUGUGGGAUUUAUGCUUUCAUGUUAUGAUGCACAAUUAAGCUAUGGUUCAACCACAGACAAUUUUGUUGCUAGAUAUAAAGCUCAAGGUAGGUCUAUGAUUGAGGAAGGCAUUGAGUGGAAAAGAAUUAGGGCACCAAGUGUAGACACUCCCGCCAAUGUUCUUCACAUUUCCUCCUGCUUAGAUGAUCUCAAACCUAAUGAUCACAUUGAGAUUCAGUGGAGGAAAAACAAAGACUUCCCAUAUGGUUGGUGGUACGGAGUGGUUGCACAUCUGGAUUCCUGCAGUGGCAAUGAAUUGAGCUGUCGCUGUCACCUCAGCGGUGAGCAACUUAACUCCAUCGAAUCCUCUUAUUUUGUUUUGUUUAAUUAUAUGCAUUGUUUAUAAUGAAUCGACCUAUAUUUUACUUCAACUUUACAACACUAAUUAUACUAUAAAUAAAUGAUCUAGUCUUUCGUGAAAAUGAGAAUCGAUAUGUAUAAAUCAAUAAAAUCUAUGAAUAUUUUUUUUUGUAAUGCACGAAAAACCAUUAAUAAAGUAUCUAAUUAACUGAAUUACUGUUAUUCAUACAUUAUAAGCCGUUUAUUCAUGAAUUUAUACUAGCUAGCAUAUUCAUUAUUCUCAUUUCUUAUUGGAUCCCAAUCCUCUAUAUUUGAUUUUGGUAAGGUUGAGAAAUUCACAAUUCAGCAUAGUGGUCCCUUAGUUGACAUGCAUUUGAGUGCUCCAUAUAUAUGUUGAGCUGAGCUAAUAAAUGCGUCUAAAUAUGUUGUGGGGUUGUAUUUCCUAACUACUUUAUGUGAAAAGUGGUUAGAAAACUCAUACUCGUAUGUGGGGUGGUGUGUGCACUGCAGAUACGAUAGUGUUGGAGUUCAAGCAAUAUGCGGCGGCGUCGCGGUGGAGGAAGGCGGAGAUGAAUAGGAAGAGUCAUAGAGAGAUUGGGAAUGAGGUGGAUGGAUUUUAUGGUGGCAUUAGAAAACUUAGCAAGGAACAAGAAAUUCAGAAAUGGAAGCAGCUAUGGCCAAACUGCACAUUGGAAUAGUUGCUACAAAUUUUACUUCAUUUUUAGAUGUAAUUUUGAGCCCCCUUCUCAAAUUUGUAGAUAGGAAGUGGUGGAUGAUGAGAUUAGGCUUUAUCUUUUUUUUUGUGCAUCUUCAUGCAGAAGCCUAUUGUAGUGUUUGUGGGAUUUUUUUUUUUUUUUUUUUCACCUUUUAAAAAUUUCCCCCUUUUUGUUUUUCAUCAAACAUAGCUGCAGGCGUUUCUACAUUGGAAGAGUGGUUGUUUUAUGGGCCAUUUUUCUUGAUUUAUUUGGUGAAAUUAAACAUUGUGAUAUGGGAUGAAUUGUUUUGAAA
Salvia miltiorrhiza (redroot sage) is the source of this 2700-nucleotide messenger RNA. RefSeq names its product F-box protein At2g32560-like. Bases 710 to 1738 code for a protein of 342 amino acids. Gene Ontology annotation, molecular function: protein binding. The transcript is spliced from 5 exons. The record is from RefSeq and is a predicted model, not a curated record. Lineage: Eukaryota; Viridiplantae; Streptophyta; Magnoliopsida; Lamiales; Lamiaceae.